UCAAUAAAAAGUAAACGAAAAGUGUGAAGUGACGCCGGUUUGGUUAGAUGAUUUUCACAAUACAAAUUGCUUUCUAAAAGAACCAUCUUGAAUCUAGAUAGAGAAACUGUGACAUAACUGACAAUUGCAAUGAGCGCUGGUGGAAUGUUAUAUGGUGGUGACGAAAUCGGUGCGCUCGUGUUCGAUCCGGGUCACCAUUCGCUGCGAGUUGGUUACGCACAAGAGGAUACCCCGAAGGCAGAGAUUCCCUCUGUGGUCGGUGUUGGACCGGGUGAUGUUGCUCUGAAUACCGACUUGGAAACGAAAGCGGACAAUAAUGUCAGCAGCACAAACAAGUACUAUGUUGAUACCACGUUCGUGAGUGUUCCGAGGUCAAGCAUGGAAAUCCAGACCUACAUGAAAGAUGGUAUGGUGGACAACUGGGACUUGUUUGAGAAAGUGUUGGACUAUGUCUACGCCAAAGUUAUUCAAUCGGAAUCAAUGUAUCAUCCGGUUCUUUUUUCGGAAGCGGCUUGGAAUGUGCGUAACAACAGAGAACGUUUGACGGAGCUUAUGUUUGAAAAAUAUAGUGUUCCUGCAUUUUUCUUGGUUAAAAAUGCCGUUCUCGCCGCUUUUGCCAAUGGUAGAGCAACGGCUUUAGUCGUAGACAGCGGUGCCACACACACUUCGGCGGUUCCAGUUCACGAAGGAUAUGUUUUGAGCCAGGCUGUGGUUAAAUCUCCUCUGGGUGGCGAUUAUCUUUCGCUUCAAUGCCGCCAGUACUUGGAGAGUCAGAACAUUGAUCUGACCCCUGUUUACGGUAUCGCUGCAAAGGAUGUCAUCAAAGAGCGUGAUAAUGCUCGUUUCACCCCGCGCCAAUUGCCAGAUAAAUUGACUGCAUCGUGGCAGCAGUAUAUGUUGAAAGGUUUAUUGCAAGAUUUUCAAAUGUCAGUAGUGCAGGUACUGGAAACUCCUUUUGACGAACGAACUGCAGCGCAAAUCCCAGCUGUUCAUUACGAAUUCCCCAACGGUUAUCAUCAAGACUUUGGUCCUGAGCGGUUCAAGUUAGCCGAGAGCCUGUUUGAUCACACGAUGCUGGGAGCUGGCCAAUUGGCAUCCACUAGCGUAGGAAUGUGCGAUGCCGAUGUACGUUUGUCUCUGUACGGCUCGGUGGUAGUUACCGGUGGAAAUACACUGCUGCCCGGAUUUCCGGAGCGUUUGAAUCGGGAUCUACAACAUCGCGCGCCAUCGAACACGCGUCUGAAAAUGAUCUCUGCGAAUGGGUCUGUCGAACGGCGGUUUGGUGCUUGGAUUGGUGGCUCUAUUUUGGCCAGCAUCGGUACAUUCCAGCAGAUGUGGAUUUCGUCUCAGGAAUACGAGGAGUCCGUUCAUAAGAGCGGCGAUUUGGACAAUUUGGACAGACGGGAUCAUACAUUAGGAAUGUGUUAGUGUUAACUGUGAUGUUCGAUUCUACGCAGUAACAUGCCCACUUGUAGGGAUAAUGGUAUAAUAUGUGUCAUUGGUAGGUAGACAAUAUUUAGGGGCGUCAUGCCUUGAAGACGCCAUGGAAAGUUACAGGAGCGUACUGUCGAAACCAAGCCAAAAUGGCGUAAUAAUAUUGUCGUUAUGCUCACGUAGUUUUGUUCAGGAACGAAUGAAAUCUACCGUUUUUUAUGUGUCUUGUAUUGAGGUCACGAAAAUAUACUGUGAUGAUCUGAGAGUGAGAGUGCCAAUAAUUUUUUUUUUAAUUUUCCAUGCUGCAUGAUAAGUUCAGCGAUAAGAUUACUCUAGCUGAGAUUCCGCUUUUUAUUCUGGAUUUUAUUCCAUUGGAUAUUUUUCCCAAAUUAGGUUGUAGUUUUGUUUGAAAUCUAUACAUUUCCCCGAAAACAGAAUGUGUCGAUUUUUGUAUAAAUUUCAAUAUUGUACAUAUAUUUACAGGAAAAUUUGCAUAUUUGGCAUCUCUAUACACCAGUGAUUCUCUAGAAUUUAACCUGAAAGUACUUCCUCUCUAUUGUUGAUAAAUAUGUGAAUUUUCAUUUGUUUUUUAUUAUAUAUUAUGUUAAUCGUUAUCAUUGCCUAAAAUUGCCAGGAUAGGGUAGGAUAUUUUGGUCUCGGUGCUUUUUGUACUAUUUCUCUCUGCAUGUACGCCUUCUAGGAAUCGCAUUUUUUCGAAAUUAUACAACCGGAGAAUCAAUUAUGUUCCAAUAAUAACAAAUAUGUAUGACAAUAUUAUUUGUGCGUGUAAUUUAAUAUUUUUCGUAGUUAUUUUUUCUAUUUAUUUAUUUCUUUUAGUAGGGCUUUAACCAUAAUUUUGUAGUUUUUUUCUAAUAAUAACUUAUUUAGGUGCAGUAAAGUGGUGAAGUUAUUGUAUAUGAAGAAAAGAUGAGAAAACCAAGUUGUACACCCAAAAAAGCACAAAAAUGUCCUUCCGCAAAGGAGCGCACAAACUCGUAACACUUUCAAUGUGUGUGCGGAAGAAACAGGAACACACAUUCGUGCUGAUUGUUUGUUUGGGUUAGAGCUGGCUCGGCUCAAUCGCUGCUGACGUCUAUAAAAGUGUUCCUUUCUGCCGGUUUCGGAUUCAAUCGUAUGUCAUCACUGCGACGCUAAAGGUCAGAGUCGUGCCUGUGACCAGUGCUCCAUUUUCUGGUUGUUUUGUUUUUUUUUGUGAGUGAUUUGCAUUUGCCCUUUCGGCCGAAAAUUCAGCAUCCAUCACAUUUGCUUGCCGAUAAACCUGAACAAUCGAAGCCACAGUCAAGUUUUUUUAAUUAUUAUUAUUUCGGUGAUAAGAAACUUUGUAGUGUUGUGUUGCUACCUCAGGACUGGUUGCGGAAAUAAAAAAAAGAUUGGUGCAUUAACGCGUGAUACUUGCAUACAGGUUUAUUGUUAUUUCAU
Wyeomyia smithii (pitcher-plant mosquito) is the source of this 2874-nucleotide messenger RNA. RefSeq names its product actin-like protein 6A (gene Bap55). Gene Ontology annotation, molecular function: chromatin binding. The record is from RefSeq and is a predicted model, not a curated record. Bases 130 to 1428 code for a protein of 432 amino acids. The transcript is spliced from 5 exons. Gene Ontology annotation, biological process: regulation of transcription by RNA polymerase II; nervous system development. Gene Ontology annotation, cellular component: SWI/SNF complex; NuA4 histone acetyltransferase complex. NCBI's taxonomy places the organism in Eukaryota, Metazoa, Arthropoda, Insecta, Diptera, Culicidae.